AUGUCACCAACCACGGCUAGUUCAAGAAUAUCAAAGAAGGCAAGGAAGAAGAGAAGACACGCCGGAAAUAAUGAGCAACAUUCUUCUAUUGUUGCUAUAAGAUCACUUCCAAGAGAUUUGUUAGUAGAGGUGAUUGCAAGUGUAGCUUCUCAUUCUUUCAUUGAUCUUCACAACCUGAAAAAGUGUUCCAAAGAUCUUCUUGAUGCCACGGAGGAUAACUAUGUUUGGCAACGAGUUUCUUUAGAGACUUUUCCUUUGGUCCAAUGGCAUCCGAACGACAAGAAGCUAUCUUUUUUGGAGCGCUGCAAGAGAAGCAAAAACAUCGAGAGCCUGUAUAGAGAAGGGUUGCGAGAAUACUUCAACCACGGAAAGAUCGAUGGUCUCGAUACCUUGAAGGCGGCCGCUCAAAAGGGUCACAAGGAAGCAAAAUACGUGUACGGCAUGAUUUCUUUAUGCUCCCAAGACGACGCGUCAAGAAAACAAGGUCUCGAGCACAUGCGUUUCCUCAGAAACUCUAAGAGCGUCGUAAGCUCCAGGAAGAAAGUAAAAUUCUUUCUAGGUUCUCUAUGGAAAAAUGCAACGGUGGCGCGCAAUGAAAGCCCUCUAUGCAAUUUCAAGAACACAUGCCAAGGAUGGAGAGUGAAGAAUGACAAAUGGGUCUUACUCGAGGAGGACGACGAUGAUAUUAGCUCAUGCAAAUAUUGCAGAUGGGAUCACGAGUUGAAUUUUUUUUACAAGAUGCUAAAUGUUUGA
Lotus japonicus is the source of this 753-nucleotide messenger RNA. Its product is annotated as putative F-box protein At1g67623. The transcript has a single exon. The coding region runs from base 1 to 753 and encodes 250 amino acids. The record is from RefSeq and is a predicted model, not a curated record. Gene Ontology annotation, molecular function: protein binding. Lineage: Eukaryota; Viridiplantae; Streptophyta; Magnoliopsida; Fabales; Fabaceae.